This is a messenger RNA of Drosophila bipectinata, 3690 nucleotides long. RefSeq names its product activated Cdc42 kinase (gene Ack). The record is from RefSeq and is a predicted model, not a curated record. NCBI's taxonomy places the organism in Eukaryota, Metazoa, Arthropoda, Insecta, Diptera, Drosophilidae. Gene Ontology annotation, molecular function: protein tyrosine kinase activity; ATP binding. Gene Ontology annotation, biological process: protein phosphorylation.
CGACGUCGACGUCGACGUCCUUCACCUUGCUUCACAACUGCCCUCGCAUAUUGAAUUUCACAUCUUUGGUCCCUCCAUCUUUCGCCAUCAUCAUCAUAAUCUUUUGUGUUGGCAACCUGUUCGCGUCCAGACAGGAAGUUUAGCCAAGUGCAGCCGCACCGCAGGCAGCGACGGAAGCAGUAACGCAACGCUUCGCUGCCAGCGUCGCCGCCAGCGGCUCAGCAGCUGCAUCCAGAAAUUCGUAAAAAAAAAUCAUCUCUGAUUUUUGAAAAAUAUUGGACAUGACCUCGACAGUGACGGGCGAUGGAAGUCCGAGCAGCGAGACGGCCUGGCUAGAAGAUCUGCUGCGAGAGGUGCAGCUGGAGCAGUUCCUCGACCGGAUACGCGAUGACCUGCAGGUGACCCGACUGGCCCAUUUCGACUAUGUUCUGCCCGAGGAUCUAGAGAGAUGUGGGUUGGGGAAGCCGGCCAUCCGGCGGCUCAUGGAGGCGGUGCGGAAAAAGAAGGCCCACCAGUGGAGGAAGAACAUCCUGUCCAAGCUGAUUGGCGGCGGCAAGCAGCCCUCCUCCAAGAAGCAACAGUCCUCGGCCAAGGACUCCAGUCAGGGCAACGGCACCCAGCUGACCUGCCUCAUCCACGAGAAGGACAUCACACUGGGCCUGAAGUUGGGCGACGGAUCCUUCGGGGUGGUGCGUCGCGGCGAGUGGAGUGCCUCCCCGGCUGGCAAAGUGAUCCCCGUGGCUGUCAAGGUGCUAAAGUCCGAUAAUCUCACCCAGCCCGGCAUCAUCGAUGACUUCUUCCGCGAGGUGCAGGCCAUGCACGCUCUGGACCACUCGAAUCUCGUGAGGCUGUACGGCGUGGUGCUGUCCCAGCCCAUGAUGAUGAUCACGGAGCUGGCGGAGCGCGGAUCCCUGCUGGACACACUCCGCAAGCAGUGCCGCCACACCUCGCUGACCAUCAUCUGGAACUGGUCGGUUCAGAUCGUUACGGGCAUGGCCUACCUGGAGCAGAAACGAUUUCUGCACCGAGACCUCGCCUGCCGGAACGUUCUGCUGGCUGCUGGGAACAAGAUCAAGAUCGGAGACUUUGGACUAAUGCGAGCCCUGCCUCAGGAGGACGACUGCUAUGUGAUGUCCGAGCACAAGAAGGUGCCCUUCCCCUGGUGUGCCCCGGAGUCGUUGCGAUUUCGUCAGUUUUCGCACGCCUCCGACACCUGGAUGUUUGGGGUGACGCUGUGGGAGAUGUUCAGCUUUGGCGAGGAUCCCUGGGUGGGUCUCAAUGGCUCCCAGAUCCUGCGAAAAAUCGAUCGCGAGGGCGAGCGACUCCAUCAGCCAGAUGCCUGUCCUCCGGAUGUCUACGCCAUGAUGCUGCAGUGCUGGGAUAAGACGCCACAAGAACGUCCUACCUUCGCUGCUCUCAAAGAAUACCUUGCCAGCAUGUCGCCUCCCGUGAUGCGCGCCUCUCGCGGCUAUCACGAAUCCAAGGGCCUUCAGAUCGAGCCUGGGGACACAGUAGCCAUCAUUGAUGGACGGCAGGAACUUAAACUGAUCAAGGGUCAGAAUCAGCGUACCUUCGAUAUCGGAAUCUUUCCGAGGAGUCUGCUGGAGCAGCGGAAAGUGGGCGCCGUCCAUGAUGCGGCCAUGAGGAACAGCAUGGGCAAUGCGUCAUCCUCUUCGCCCUUUGGAUUCUGUUGGGGCGGAGCAGCGGCCAUGGCCAAUGGAGAUGCCAGGCAAUCGAAGGGUGGACCGGCCUUCCCCCAAAACCAUGCCAAGGAGCGAAAGUCCACGUCCAGCAAGCAGUUCGCCUACAACAAGCUGGUGAACGAAGCGGCGGCUGCCGGUCUUCAGCGGAGGAACGCGGUGAAGCACAAGGGUGCCCUUGUGGGUCCGCAACGGCCACCGCCUCCCCAGUUCCAGCAGGAGGGAUUACUCAUCGACAUUUCCCCGUCCGGUGGGAUGAUGUCGGGAGCGGGAGACAGCUCCUCACUGCAGGCGGAUAGCUCGUUUUGCAUUCUGGAUGCUCCCAUUGAUGUGCCCACUUUCGACGAAAACGAAAGACCCAGAGAACGUUGUGCUUCACCCACAUACUUCAAUGAGCAACCCCACUUCGAGCUGGACAUGAACAACAGGGCACCCACUUCCCCGGGCCGAAUGCAGCCGCCACCUUACCAGAUGCCUCCCACUUACUCCAACACGAUGGAGUUCGCCCAGAAGCGAGACCUGAAUCAACAGCUAUCUACCCCGGUCAGGGAAAUGGAUCCCUUCGAUACCAGCAACGUGGACACGGGAGUAGCCCUUUACUCCAACUCGAACUACCAAUCCCUGGAGACAGCUCCUCCUGCCCAGGCAGCGCCCAUUUACAGUAGUCCUUCCGUACGAAAGAGUCUCUUUGGGGGAUCCAACGCGAACAAGGAGAACAUACCUGCCCUCGAGUCAGCAGCCAUGCAGCUUAAUUUGAGUAACCAGCCAGUCCAGCCCGUGGAACCUUCUGCUGCUCCUUCCGAAAGCGUGCUGCUGGACAAGUCCUUCAUUGCCGAGCUAGAGAAGGACAUGUACAGCAAUGGCCAGACCCGGGCGCAGGAGGAGUACCAGCGCAACUCCACCCAGAUGUAUUCCAGCAAGGACAUGGUCUACAAGCAGAAUCUGACGCCCCUGAAGAAUGGAGUUCCCUCGAAUCAUUCCAGUCCCUCCUCAACCGUGUCGCCCAAACAAAACAAUGUCGAGGCGGCAGCAGCAGCCGGCUCUACCCAGAGCGUGGUGAAUCGAAUAUGGUACGAGCAGGUGGCCACAUCCUCGGAGUACUAUGCCCAGCCGCCCAGGGAGCAGCCGGAAGAGCAGAUCUACCAGAAUAACCAGCAUGUCUCGAUGCAGCCGGAGGCCAAUCACUCGUUUGUGGCCAUUUCCAACCGGGUAGUGGCGCCCAAGAACAACACCUACGCCUCGUCAGGCUCCCUCUACGAUGCAGUGGCGGCUAGCACGGCAGGAUCCACCUACUACGGCCAGGUGCCGAACGGUAGCGGGGCUGCUCUCUACGACGAAGUGACCACAGAUGAUUACCUGAGGCCCCAUCGACCUGCUCCUCUGGCUCCUCCUCCGCUAUCCGCCCAGCAAAUCCAGAGACGAAUGGAGAAGAUGCGUCUGCAGCAACAGCAGCAACUGGAGGGAGCCCACCAGCUUUACGCGCCGGUGCCCUCGGAUUUCGGUCGCGAGCAGGAAAAGCUGCAGCAACUGAUGCAGGAACUGGGCAGCACGGCGGUGGAGCAGGAUGUGCGCAACGCCCUGCGAGCGGCCAGCGGAGAUGUGGGUCUGGCCACGAGGCACUACAAGAUCGACCAGCUGGCGCGAUUGGGCGUGGCAGCUCGCCCCCAGUGUGAACAGGCCCUGCAGCAGAGCAACUGGAGUCUGGAGGUGGCCGCGGAAAUGCUCCUGGCGGGUUAACUACACAAAAAUCACGUAUUACUAGCUCGAAUAUAACCGCUAUAGUUUUAUGUAAUUGCUGAACACGGAAUGCUGCCUGGUCCGGCACAUUCUAUUCAUGUCUAUAGUUAGCGAAUCCAAUAUCGAAAACGAUGUCUCGAAUUAUUCUCAUAAUACUCCUAAGUGGAUGCCCGAAUGCAAACACAUUAUCAACGACUGUACAAUAUGUUCUAUUUUAUAUAAGCGAUCGUAUAAAAUUAUUUUUUAAUUGUUA